Messenger RNA from Amoebophrya sp. A25, 3587 nucleotides. The record is from the annotation of a GenBank genome assembly. NCBI's taxonomy places the organism in Eukaryota, Dinophyceae, Syndiniales, Amoebophryaceae.
AUGCAGUGCCAACACCCAGCACGCUGGUGCAGCUCGCAGGCGAGGAUGAGGAGGAUGGAAAGAAGAAGGACGACACGGAUGAGGGGGAUGGAAAGAAGAAGGACGACACGGAUGAAGUGUAAUAUUCAUCUAGUUUAUUUACAACAUGUCAACUAUGUCGAGAGUCUUUAUUCCAGCUGCUUCCUGCUCUAUCGUAUUAUCUACGGGGUCACGUCGUCCUAUAGUUAGCAGAGAAGAUGAUCAUGGAAUCUUGAUAUAAUACAUCGUAGGGAUAUGGAACGUAAAAACCUACUCACACUCUAAACCACUAAAUUUUUUGAGACAUAUUAGGUUCAGGGCAGCUGGAGCUAGCUAGUUAACUAGAUAGUUUAAAGGCCAGGUAAGUCGAGCCAAGUCGCGAGUCUCAUGGAGGGCCAACUGGAGAUCUGAGCAGCUGGACCGAUGGGACCUACCUUGGUGUUUCAAGUGGGAUCUGUGUUGAGAAUUUGGCCAUUGAAGUGAGAACUUGUUCAAAUGCUGGUGAUGCGGCACCGCCUUCAGCUGCCCUGAACCUAAUACGUCUCAAAAAAUUUAGUGGUUUAAAGUGUGAGUAGGUGUUUACGUUCCAUAAGGGAACGAAGAAGAUGCUGUAAUAGCAAUGAAGUUAGUGAAUACUAGAGUUUUUAGGUAAGAAAUAUCGACUCAAUGGUACAGACAAAAGAUUCUUACUUGUGACGCAAAGGGUAAGGGUAUAGCUCUUCCCCUAUUGAAGGUGUUGCGACCACCUCUUGCUAGGCACAUUCGUUCAUUCAGUCACACAACAAAUUGCCAGUAUGACUCACCACACUCUUGCGUCAGGUCUUCGAAGGGGAAGAAGGCGAAGCGAAAGAAAGUCGAGAAGAGUGAAGAAUGCUGCUGUGGCCUAUGCGAGGAAAGUAAAGAAGAAAAAAAGCUUGGGGACCCUGAUGCAGGAAAAGAAGAUGAGUAUCUAUGUGAUCCAUUGUGAAACAAGAUCCAAAUCCCCACUGAAAUCCGAAAUCUUCUGAUCCAGUUCCGCAGCGUCAGCGUCCUACUUAGCUAACUACUUAAGUAAGCACAAGAAGGAAGAACGACCAAGACAGAACAAGAACAACACAACAAGCACGACCCAAGACGUAACAAGGACUGCUUGAUUUCCAUUUUCUUUCCUCUUGCAGGUUUGGUAUAUGUUACCUCGGUGACAUCACGUAAGACAUACUGAGAGGGUCUAAGAUAGACUCAAGCUUAGGCCGGCUUAGUAUGGUCUAUUACAAUCUAUUAAAUAGAUUCCCGUUAAUAUGUUCACUAUAAUCAGAACUACUUAUCUCUACGGGUACAACUAUGAACGGUAGCAUCUUCAAGGAUACACACAUGGCGUUGUGGUGUUGAUGGUCUAUUUCAUUUUCAAAUAUCUAAACCUCCACUCCUAUUCUUUUAAACUACAAUCUUUUUGUGGAAUAUCUGGACAACUACUAUAAUUUCAACAAAUGGUUGUGAUUGAAGGCUCUAUCGUCGAAAAAAUAAAAAAUUCAGGGAGAAUCCGAAGAAGAAGAAGAAAUCUAGCAAUUCUAUGCCUCUGUGUUGCGACGAUGAGGGCGACGUCAAAGAGCAAGAGCAGAGGGGGCAAGUCACCAAUAAUUAUGGCUCCAUUCAAAUCUUCAUCAAUGUGAAAGUAAUACAAUUUAUUGAGUUCUUAUUUUUCUCUCAUCAAAGUAUUACUUUCAUUGCCUUAUCGAGUAGUACUUUCAUUAAGUUAAUUAAUUUCUCAUCCAGCAGUAGCAGUACCACUUUCUUGAUACAUUUCUAACAGGAGUAUGCUGGUGUAUUUAUGAGGGAAAGUACGUCUAUGAUGCAACUACUUGUUGCUUACAAACAGUCAGAUAGGUCGUUCUGUUUUCUAAUUUGGGGACCUUGUCGCGCCUCAGCGGGGUGAGGUUGCAUACGAUGCUGUCAAGAAGAGAAUUUCGCGUGACGUGGAUAUUGCACAGUACUAUUUGAAUAGAUUCUUUGACCUUGGAGCUUUUGAAAACCAACAUAAUGGUGAUCCUAGUACGUUCUACACGAGAAUUCUAUCCGUAGUGACUCAUUCUCGAUAGUUUUCAACUUGGGGACAUUCGUACAUCCUCAAGUGUUUUCAAGUUAGGGAACCUUCGUUCUUCACAGGAGUACGAUCCGUAUUCAUCUCCAAAAAUUGAUGUUUUCAACUUAGGGACAUUUUUGCGGGCAAUCUGCAGCAAGCUCGUGUUGUCGCCACCAGUGGUGCAGGGAUGGGCGCAGAUCUAUACAAGGAAGCUGGAAAAACCAAGAAGCAAAUUCUGUAUGGUUCAACUUCGACACGCGCAGAGGAGAAGUACUACGCUGAACAGGAGCUAGCGAAAAAGAAAAGAGAAGAGUACUUCAUUUAUAACACAAUCUUUAAUAAUACAUAUAUUCCAUUUUUAUAAUCCUAUUCGCAUACUCCAGAUCUAUACUUUAUAAAGCAAGAAUAUCAUUAUCCUACCAGAAUAGGCUGACAAGAAACCUGACAACGAGACUUAGAUUGAAAUACUAUGACUCGUCUCGGUGUUGCUUUUAGCUUGUAUGUUGAAAGUUGCGUUCUCGUUUUCAGUGACUCUGAUCUCAUCUGGAGAAAGUUGCGCUCUCAUCUGGAAAAAUGCAGGGGGAAAAGAAUAGAGGGAUGAACUGGAAGAUGCGCAACUAAUUAAAUGUUCUGUAAUACCCCACGAAUGGGUACACUACUACUACUACUCAAAAACAAUAUCAGCGCCAGAAAAGAAAGAGAGCUCCAGGCGAAGGACGCAGAAAUGAAGAAAAAAGGACGGGAGAAGAUUGAGGUCCGGGAAGAACCGCGACAGUAAGGUCAAGGAGUGUGUAAGAACACUAUAGGAGUGUGUAAGAACACUAGGAGUGUGUAAGAACACUAGGAGUGUGUAAGAACACUAGGGGACAGUUCUCAAACAAGGAGGAACAAAAGAAGAAGUGCUGGCGUCUUAGAGACAUUACCACGUCUCAGUAGACAUCAUGUACAACUAGUUCGUAACAUGUGAGUAGAUAAUUGAUCUGUUAUAUUGACUUGAACUUGAUUUUUAGUAUGUCACAUGGAAUCUUCUCCCCAGCAGGAAUUAUUGACUCAAUUUUUGCACAAAUUAAUAGCGACUCAGAACUUACUGUUAAUGUCAUAGAAAACGCACUCAUGCUGUCUCUGAAGACUUUCAUCAACGUCAUAAACAUCCCUCGCAUUAUGUCAUAAAAAGUCCGAGAAACUACUUAAUUAUGCCCUACGUCAUCUAUGUCAUCUGUGAUCUUUUAGAUGGAACAAUGAUAUGCUUCAAAUGGAACAAAACUAUGCAUGGAGAGCAGCUUGUCGGUGUUUCGUCUAGGAAGUGGAAUGCACAGGAGCUACUUCACAUCCAUCUGAGCUAUGCCAGAAGAACAGAAAGAUUUUCUCUCCGAAGCCGAAAGCGGUGUGGCUACCUUUUUUUUUCUCUCCGAUUCCGAGGAAGAUGGUCGUGUUUCAUGCUCUGUCCUGACUGAAAAAAUCAGUGUGAGGAUAUACAUCAGAGCAUGGUAGGUAGGAUGAUGAUCUUAGC